Molecule: messenger RNA, 261 nt
Organism: Necator americanus (New World hookworm)
Lineage: Eukaryota; Metazoa; Nematoda; Chromadorea; Rhabditida; Ancylostomatidae
Exons: 1
Coding region: 1-261 (86 amino acids)
Source: RefSeq, a predicted model, not a curated record
AUGGAAAAGAUUGACUGCAUGGAGAGAAAGUUGCUUAGACGAUUGCUAGCUUACCUUUGGCCGAUGGUGUACCAUAACGAAGAACUUUACUCGGAAAUGGAUAUGGGGUACCGGCGGAUGACACGUGGAAAACAUCAACAUCUUGCCCUAUCUCCUGAAGUAGUCACGGAAAACCGUUUUUGCCUCCUUGGUCACGUUUUGAAAAGACCAUCUGGUCGUCUUGCUCAAGUUAUCCUGGAGAUGCUUCCAGAUCGUAAAUAG